AUGUCAUCAAUUCCACAAUACAAUUCAUCAUCUUCCAAAAACCAAUCAUCAACCACCAAUCCAAUUGAAGUAGGUGGUCCAGUUCCAGAAUUUGAUGAGUCAAAAUGGAUCAAUUCUAAUGUAUCAAGCUACGGUAAUCUCCAAUCAUCAACUUCAGCAACCCACUCUUCUUCUCAUGCUGCUCAUGCUUCUCAUGCUCAUCACGGUGCUCAAGCUGCAGAAAAUCAACAACAUGAAUCAGCAAUCCCUACUGGGUCCACUAUCCCCCCACCAAUUGGUGAAUCUAGUUCGAACUAUUCUAGCGGUCCAACACCUUCCAAGAGUGAAUUGCAUCAAGGUGCAACUACAGGUGACUCUACCACCUCCCACUCCACUGGCAACUACAAUAGCUACAAUAGCAACAACAAUUCCUCUUCCACUACAUCUCAUGCUGCUUAUGGUGGAUCUUCGUCAAAAACUGGAUCAGGCUUGGGCUCUUCUGCCACUGGUGGAUACACUUCUGGUGCUGCUUCCACUGCUACAUCUGCAUUGAGAUCAGAUGCUGAUCCAAACCACCCAAUUCAUGAAGCUGAAGAUUUCUUGACUGAAUUGUUAACUUGGAAGAAUCCAGCUUAUACUGGUAAAGUUUUGGGAUUGACUCUUGGUGGAUUGCUUCUUUUCAAAGCAAUUGACUUGGUUCGUAUCUUUUUCAAGAUUUCCUACAUUACUUUAUUAUUUUCUGCUGGUGCUGAAUAUGUCGGUAAAGUGUUUACUGGUCAAGGAUUUGUUAGUAAUUUUUACAAAAAUUAUUCAACCUCAUUUGCUAAGCCAAUUAACAAGCACCUUUUACCAUUAAUUGGAGAAUUGAAUGUUGCUAUUGAACAUCAUUUGAAUUAUAUUGUUUACUCAAGAAAUGUUGAAACUACAUUAAAAUUUGCUGGAAUUUCAUACAUUUUUUACCAAUUAACUUCAGUUGUUUCAUUGUUUACAUUGACUGUUAUUUCGGUCAUUUUAUUGUUUACUAUCCCACCAGCUUAUCUUGCCAAUAAGAAGCAAGUUGAUGCAUUUGUUGGAAAGUAUACUGCUUGUUUCAAGAAUCAAGUUGGCAAAGGUGUUGAACAACUUCAUGAUGCAUUGAAACAAACACCAGUUGGUCCAUACUUGUCGAAAUUUGCCCCAAGAAGAACUGCUGGUUCAACUGUGGGUGAUUCAAAGGCAACUUCAUACGGAACUGCUGCUGAUUCUCAUCAUGGUGUUGAUGUUAAUGUUCCAGUUGGAUCCACUACAUCUUCAUCAUCUGCUACUGGUGGUGCUGACUUGAGAGAAAGAAACGCACAAGCCACCAAAGGUGCUUACUAUUAG
Lodderomyces parapsilosis is the source of this 1341-nucleotide messenger RNA. RefSeq lists its product as uncharacterized. The record is from RefSeq and is a predicted model, not a curated record. The transcript has a single exon. NCBI's taxonomy places the organism in Eukaryota, Fungi, Ascomycota, Pichiomycetes, Serinales, Debaryomycetaceae. The coding region runs from base 1 to 1341 and encodes 446 amino acids.